Molecule: messenger RNA, 1368 nt
Organism: Zychaea mexicana
Lineage: Eukaryota; Fungi; Mucoromycota; Mucoromycetes; Mucorales; Lichtheimiaceae
Product: ribonuclease H-like domain-containing protein
Exons: 6
Coding region: 137-1045 (302 amino acids)
Cellular component (GO): CCR4-NOT complex; P-body; CCR4-NOT core complex
Molecular function (GO): nucleic acid binding; poly(A)-specific ribonuclease activity
Source: RefSeq, a predicted model, not a curated record
CUCUUUUUCAAUUCUCCCUCUCCCUCUCUCUCUCUCUUUCUUUUGCUCCAUACUUACACAACCUUGACGAAAACCAGAUCGAAACACGACAACGCACUACAUACCUAUUUCUCUUUGGAAAAUAAACGGGUUUUAAAUGCACGCCAACGAUUCAAAAUACAUUAAAGAAGUAUGGGCAGAAAACUUGGAGGAGGAAAUGGCAUACCUCCGCGACUUAGUAGAAGAGUAUCCAUAUCUUGCCAUGGACACGGAAUUUCCAGGCGUAGUAGCAAGACCUAUUGGCACGUUUAAAACGUCUUCAGAUUAUCAUUAUCAAACGUUACGAUGCAAUGUAGACCUCUUAAAAAUCAUUCAACUGGGUGUAACCUUUGCGGAUGAACAUGGCAAUCUGCCACGUAAUGUGUGCACUUGGCAGUUCAAUUUCAGGUUUAACCUAUCUGAUGAUAUGUACGCACAAGACUCGAUCGAACUACUCACCAAAUCCGGCAUUGAUUUUAAAAGGCACGAAGAAUACGGGAUUGAUGUGGAACAUUUUGGCGAGCUGUUGAUCAGCUCAGGCUUUGUGCUUUUGGACGAUGUAAAAUGGAUAUCAUUUCAUAGUGGGUAUGACUUUGGUUAUCUGCUCAAACUCCUCACGUGCUCAGCAAUGCCGGCGGAUGAAUCCGAGUUCUUUGAUAUCCUACGAAUCUAUUUUCCAUGUAUAUACGACAUCAAGUAUUUAAUGAGGAGCUGUAAGAAUCUGAAGGGAGGGUUGCAAGAUAUUGCGGAUGAUUUACAGGUGACACGGAUCGGGCCACAGCAUCAGGCGGGUAGCGAUAGUCUACUGACUUGCACAACGUUUUUCAAAAUGCGACAAAUGUUCUUUGAUGAUCGAAUCGAUGACCAAAAGUACCUUGGAUACCUGUAUGGUUUGCGAAGCAGCCCAACGGUGGUCCAAUCGCUCGUUAAUGCAACGAGCAAUAUGUCGUUAAACUCCACACCGUCGGAUGCAGCAAGUGUAGUGAACGGGAAAGCAGUGUUAAAUGGUGCCACCAAAACCGCAUAACCGUUCAUCUCUGCUACUUUCUCCCAUUCUAUUUUCCAUUACACAUCUUUUUACCUCUUGCCAUCCGUCGUUCAUAUCCACAAGCUACCCAAACCCUUCCGUUACGUUUUUCUUUCGUGUUCUAUAACUUCUUUUUCUUUCAGACAUUACAUAUACAAACGCACGCACACUCUCACCUAAACAUCAUUUACCCUCUCCUCUCGCUCUCUUCUCACAUAAGCACGCGCAAACUUCCCUUACUGUGCUCCUUCUCUCCUCUCUCCACACGCACACAUACGCACACUGCCACAUGCGUACUCACACAUUAAAUAAAAUGUUAUUUU